GCACGACUCGCCGCCCUCCACUGCGCAGGCGGUGCCGGCUGCUUGUUGUCAUAGAGACGGUUUGUUGUUUCCGAAGCCCAAAGUGAUUAAAACCACUUGAGACACAGCGUGAGGAGGAGGUCUGCUGCAGGUUUCUUUUAAAGUCUGACAUCACCAGGUGAUGAUGUCACAGCGCGAUGUCAUCAAUUUCUCGGCGCUGGACAGAGAGCUGCAGAUGGCGGUCGAGUCUGAGCGGCGAUACAAGCGAGAGAACGAAGCCAAGCUGAAAGCUGUGAGCCAGAGAGUCUGCUACAGCCAGUUCAGAGACCUGGUGCUGACCUGCCACCUGAAGCCUCUGAACCACCAAGACAGAGACGGAGCUCCACGAAAACCCUGGAACCCCGUCGCCCCUGGCAACACGUCGCAUCACGUCACCCCCAGUAACACUCCACAUUCUGUCGCCCUGGGCAACGAGGAAGACUUGGGCCCACAGACUGUUUAAAGCUCUGAUUUAUUUCUACAGUUUAGAUGUUCCGUGGUUAAUUCUUUGGUUUAUUCAUUUAACUGAAACGUUUUAGUGAAAACAACAAAACAACAGUUUCACUUCAUGAUAUUUGCUAAUAAACAACGUAAAAGAU
Messenger RNA from Acanthochromis polyacanthus (spiny chromis), 617 nucleotides. RefSeq names its product coiled-coil domain containing 103 (gene dnaaf19). NCBI's taxonomy places the organism in Eukaryota, Metazoa, Chordata, Actinopteri, Pomacentridae. Bases 161 to 481 code for a protein of 106 amino acids. Gene Ontology annotation, biological process: determination of left/right symmetry; inner dynein arm assembly; epithelial cilium movement involved in extracellular fluid movement. The transcript has 3 exons. Gene Ontology annotation, cellular component: outer dynein arm. The record is from RefSeq and is a predicted model, not a curated record.